UUUACUAUAACAGCCUACCCCCAACCCUAUUAGGAAAGGAAUACAUAAACUCCUUUCCAGCUCUUUAAGUUAAGUUACGUUAAUUCAAUUCAAGAACUAUCUUAGACUCGUAAAUUAAGCGUCAGAGGUUUAAAUGUUUUUAUCCGCGGCGUUUGACAGCAUUGUCCGCCAAUAACGAGUCACUGAACUCGGUGUGAGAUCCGCUUAUGGACCGUCUUGCAUCUGUUGAGCAUUACAAAGCAGGCAUGCUGCUCAGUGGGGUAGGAGAUGCGAUUGGUUACAGAAAUCAGUUGUGGGAAUACAACCAAUCUGGUCCUGCCAUUCAUCAGCAGUCAUCCAUUCAUCCAGGAACUGCAAGAGCUCGGAGGGCUAGAAAACAUCUAUGCUCAACUUCCUGAAUGGCCUGUGAGUGAUGACACAGUACUUCACUUAGCAACUGCUGAGGCUCUAGCAACAGGAAAAGAAGGUGAGGAGCUACUGCACGAGGUUGCCUUUGGUUAUGUAGAGGGAAUGAAGGACAUGGAAGGAAGAAAGCCUGGACCAUCUAGCAUUCUGGGUAUUUCUCAGUUGCGGCCAGGCAUUGAAGGAGGUUACAGGAUUCUCUACAAUCCAGAAGGCACUGGUUGUGGGGCAGCGAUGAGGUCCAUGUGCAUCGGCCUUAGAUAUCCUCGUCCUGAGCAACUGUCCUCACUGGUUGCAGUUGCUGUGGAGACUGGAAGAAUGACGCAUCCUCAUCCAACCGGAUUUCUCGGCGCUGUGGCUUCAGCCUUGUUUGUCGCCUACGCGGUCCAGCGGAGACCAGUCGUGACAUGGGGUUUGGGUUUGCUGGAAGAGGCUUGUCCUAUAGCAAAGACAUUUGUGCAGUCUACAGGUUAUGCUGUUACUGAGACUCAGAGAGACUGGGACUACUUUAUUGAGAAAUGGAAAUGGUACUUAGAUCUCAGGGGACUGUCUUCUGGAAUUGGGCCAGUUAACUUGCCGGACCAGUAUGGGCCAGCUGAACGAGAUGAUGCUUACAAAAGCUUUAGCCUAUCAGGGUGGGCCGGUCGGAGCGGCCAUGACGCUCCAAUGAUAGCUCUGGAUGCCCUUUUGGGGGCUGGGUCAAACUGGGAGGAACUCAUGAGUCGAGCAGGAUUACAUGGAGGAGACAGUGACAGUACUGCAGUGAUCGCCUGCUGCUGUUGGGGUCUGCUGUAUGGGACAGAGGGAGUGCCCGAGUGUAACUAUAAAAACCUGGAGUACAGAGGCCGCCUGGAAAGCACAGCUGAAAAACUUUAUGCUCUUUCUCACUGAUACAGAGGCAAACUCACAAAGGAAAACACAUGAGAAUAUGAGAGAAACAAGCCAAAAAGUACAAUAAUCACUUUCACCAACUGAUUCCCAGAUAUUGUUAUCUUUUGAAAGAAUACGCUUUGCUUAAAAGACUCAUAAUGAAGAACAUUUACAUUAGACUCGUAUGCAGAUAUACAGUAUGUAUGACUCAACUAAUGACAAAUUAAUAUUAGUAUGUAUGACAUUAUUUUAUGGCCUUACUUUGGAUAGCCCUGAAAUGAAAUAUGCUGGCAUACCUUCAAAUAAUGAUUUCUUUUUAGCUUUAAUGUGUUUGUUUUGGUUUCGAUUCUGCUAAUUCAGUAGAAAAUAUAGGUGUCGCCGUAUACUAGUAUUCUGCAUAAACCCUUCUUUACAUCUAAUUUGUCAAAGUUUACUGUAAAACUUUAUCUUAAAAUACAUGUUAGAUGGAUUUCAAUGAUUGCCCAGUUAUAAUUCAAAUUAACAAAUCUUAAACAUGCUACAAUUGUUGGAAGUUCUUUUUCUCUUUGUGUGUUUACUGCAUUAUUAUAAAGUUAAUGGUAGGCAUGUAGUUUGGGAAUGGCAGAUUGCCACAGGAAUAAAUAUUCAUCAUGCUUGUUCCUGAGCCUAAUGUUUAGCUAAAAUGUUUAAAAUGUCAUAUAUUAUAUAUGAAGCAGAUUAUAUAUAAUGUAAAAGGGCUAGUCACAGUGCCAGCAAACUUGAGGCCAGUAAAAAAGUGUCAUUGUUACCAGUAAAAU
Molecule: messenger RNA, 2048 nt
Organism: Triplophysa dalaica
Lineage: Eukaryota; Metazoa; Chordata; Actinopteri; Cypriniformes; Nemacheilidae
Gene: adprh
Product: ADP-ribosylarginine hydrolase
Exons: 8
Coding region: 268-1293 (341 amino acids)
Source: RefSeq, a predicted model, not a curated record